CACUUUUGAAGGUCAUUAGCUACCCUUUUGGCUUCUCCAAGUGACAAAGAAAAAUGGAUUCCUUCUCUGUAAACCAAAAGAAAACACUCCAUAUUCGCUCAAACAGCUUGCCCUCAAAGCCACAUCCAAUUGCUACUCAAGUUGAUGAACAUUUGUGCAGAUUGAAGUCCUCUGAAGCCACUUCUUCUUUAAGCCACAGACUCAGCAGCCUCCAAGAUCUGCACGGUUGCAUUGAUGAGCUACUUCUUCUACCAUUCACCCAAAAAACUCUUGUCCGUGAGAGAGAGAACAAAGGGGUUGAUAGCUUGCUUGAAGAGUCUUUGAAGGUCUUAGACUUGUGUGAUAUUGCUAAAGAUGCAUUGUUGCAGACAAAAGAAUGCGUACGUGAACUCGAAUCAGUUUUACGUCGAAGAAGAGGCGAAUCGGUUAUCGCUAACGAGCUUAAAAAAUGCUCGAGUUCUAGGAAGUUGAUAAAGAAAACAAUUCACAAGGCAUUGAAGGGAAUCAAAAGGAAGUGUUCUAAGCAAUGUGAGGAAAAUUCAGCAACAGUUAGCUUGUUAAAUGAAGUAGAAGCAGUGACAUACAGUACUGUUGAAUCAGUAUUGUUCUUCAUUGCAGGACAAAAGUUGAUAUCAAAGUUGAGUCCUUGGUCUUUGGUUUCCAAGCUUGUACAACCCAAAAGAGUUGCUUGCAAAGAUGAAGAUGAGGUAGACAUGUUGGAUGCCAUACUAUAUGCAAUUGCUAGCCACACGACUGAUAAAUCGUUCAACUUGCACGACCCGUUGAGGAAAUUUGAGUCGUGUAUUCAAGAACUUGAAGAUGAUCUUGAGAGUCUACAGAAGCAUCUAAUAAGAAAUAGAGUUUCCCUUCUCAAUAUCCUAAAUCACUAAGGAUGGAGCUUAGAUAAUAGUAUCAUGAUCAAUGUCAUGAGACCUCAUUUUUGCUACAUGU
Messenger RNA from Cucurbita maxima (winter squash), 951 nucleotides. RefSeq lists its product as uncharacterized. The coding region runs from base 54 to 890 and encodes 278 amino acids. Gene Ontology annotation, biological process: root development; shoot system development. The transcript has a single exon. NCBI's taxonomy places the organism in Eukaryota, Viridiplantae, Streptophyta, Magnoliopsida, Cucurbitales, Cucurbitaceae. The record is from RefSeq and is a predicted model, not a curated record.